GCUCCACUUCCGCGUCUCCUCGGCUUUAGAUUGUUUGGGCGCGAAUAGCUCUGUGCUGGGCUCCCAGAAGGGUUCAGGAGGAAUCAGCGAUUAAAAUGCCUGGUAAAGCAAGUGCUUCCAAGAAAAAGUCUGAACAGUUACAAAGAAAUCCAAAAAGAAAAAUUGAUGAUGAUGAAAUGAAGUUGUCCGAGAAAGAGAUGAGAAACACAGUGAAAAGAAAUAAAAAUCAUCCAAAGCAUCUGUCUUCUGAAGGACAAACAAAGCAUACUAAUCUAAAACUGGUGAAGAUAGCACCCAACAAGAGGAAAACCUGGCAACCUCUUUCAAAGAGUAGCAGAGAGCAUUUGCAAGCUAUGAUGGAAUCAGCAAUAAUACCAAUUUUAAUUAAGAGUAUUAGAGAACAAGAACAAAUUCAAUAUCAUCUUAACUUCUUGAAGAAAAGAUUGCUACAACUGUGUGAAACCCUAAAAGUCCCUCCCAAAAAGCUGAAAGAUUUAGCUAAUGUGUCAAGUUUACUGAAAAUGGAAAGUGCACAGAACAGAGCUAAUGAAGAAGGUCUGGCAUCGUUGCAGGAAGAAAUACAUAAAAUAGUAGAAACCGUAGAGGUAAUGACUGGGAAUAUUCAGGGCCUAAAGAACAAAAUUCAAAUUCUGGCAAGUGAGGUGGAAGAAGAGGAGGAGAAAGUAAAACAGAUGCUUCAAAUGGAUUGUAGUGGGGUACUUUCUCUUCCAGAACUUUCUCAGAACAGUCUCAGAGCACCUACACUUCAGAAAGAAAUUUUGACACUAAUUCCAAACCAGAAUGCUCUUCUAAAGGACUUGGAUGUUCUUCAUAAUUCAUCCCAGAUGAAAGACAUGUUAACAUUCAUUGAAGAAGCCUAUAAGAAACUGGAUGCCUCUUAAAAGUUGUUUUUUGUUUUGGGGGUUUUUUUUAGGUUGUUUCAUAUUAAAUUAAUGGUUUUGAAUUUGUAAAAUUUAACCUAUGAUGAUAUUACAGAGGCUGAGGCUUCUGCAAGAUUCAUUAUCCCCUAAUAUGCACUUUAAAAUUACCUGUGUAGAUCUGUCACUAGUAUCUAAUAUAGUUCUGAAAACUCUGAGCUCUUAGCAGUUGCCAAAUCUAGGGAAUCAACAUUUAUAUUGCUAUACCUGCAGUUAUUUUCCUAAAACCAUAAAAUAAGAAUAGCUAUGAUCUAACAGUUAUAAUGGCUGAAUGGAGCUCUUUUACUGGUUAGUACAGAGGAAUCUUGAUGCCGUAACGUAAUAUAUGUAAAACGUUUAUGUAUAGAGCCUAGUGCAUAAAACCUAGUGUUAGCAAUUACUUAUUAUUAGCUGAUGGCUUGCAUUUUGUCUGGUCAUCUGGAACUUGAGUAAUCCCCAAAUGCCUUCAUUCUUUUACCUAACUCCCUAAUCUUUUUGUGAAGUAGUUAGGAUUUACUGGAUAUCUCUAACUUUGGAGGUAACGUCAACAUUUUAUUUUGGGGGUUGGUUAGUGAAUAGAUGUCAAAUAUGUACUUUCUACUGCCAUCAAAGCAUAUUUUUACUUUAGGAAAUUUUUGAAAAGGAAUAUUUAUUCCCCCAAAACAAAAACCAACCAGAA
Cynocephalus volans (Philippine flying lemur) is the source of this 1596-nucleotide messenger RNA. It is a transcript of the gene CENPQ, whose product is annotated as centromere protein Q. The transcript has 9 exons. Bases 96 to 902 code for a protein of 268 amino acids. Lineage: Eukaryota; Metazoa; Chordata; Mammalia; Dermoptera; Cynocephalidae. The record is from RefSeq and is a predicted model, not a curated record. Gene Ontology annotation, cellular component: nucleus.